ACCACAUCCUGUCCAUACACUUCAAAGGACUUGUCCUCGCUGUCAGCAAACGCGAUACCAAGCACACAGAUCGAGAUCAUGGUGGUAGGGGAAGUGAAUGUCUAGUACUACAAGGAAACAGCCUUGCUGUGUUUAAAAUGUCCACCUCGCUUGUCCGCUGUUUCCUGCGUUGUUCUCUCUUGAUAUGGACGUUAUCAGUGGUGCUUCUGAAGUUGCCCACUGGACAGUGUUUGCAAGUCAUGAAUGGUGCUGUUGGGGAAUCAGCUGUUCUGUCAGGGACAAAUGACUCGGUCCGGGUAACAAAUCUGCAGUGGGUGAAAGGUAAAAUUAUCAUGCAAAGGCUUCAGGGAAAUAUAACUAUUUAUAACCAAACCUAUGAAGGGAGACUCACCCUGAGUGAGAAACACGGGUCUCUAACCAUCAACCCUCUGAUAAAAAGCGACAGUGGAGAAUAUACCUUUGAAUCCAUCCCACCGCCAUGGCCAACAGAGAGACAUGUGAUACAACUUAAUGUUUAUGACAGAAUCGUGUCCGUGGAGAUGGACCCGCAGGUGAGCUACAGCCCAGACAACAGCACCUGUACCGUGACUCUGAGCUGCACGGUGAAAGGCAGCGUGGUGGAGCUCUCCUGGUCUAAGGACCGUAAGAAGAUCCCUGAUACGGAGGGGAAGGAGACCCUGGUGGUGACUCCCACGGCUGGAGAGGAGCUCUAUUCCUGCACGGCCUCCAACCCUGUCAGCUCCCAGACCGCGAGUCUGAGGGUCUCCUCCUGUCAAACACACGUUUCCCUGGAUACCAGCAUAUAUGCGCUUGCUGGCACUGGAGCUCUGUUUGUGCUGGUAUUGGCGAUCAUAGGACGCAUCUUCCAAGUCAGAGCCAAGAGGAAAGUAACAAAAGAAAACACAGUGUAUGCUGAAGUCAACAAGCAGCAUAUCAGAGUAAAUAGGACACAGGACAUUGGCUCGAGACAGGCUUCACCAUCUGCAAAUAUAUCCACCUGCUAUGACGUUUUGCAAAGCACAUCCGAUAUUGGCUCUAGACAGGAAGCAACGUGUGGGGAUGCAUCUACCUGUUAUGAAUUAUUGAAAAGUCCAUCAGUCGUCCCCUCUGGAAUAUCGACGAUAUAUGAAACUGUGAAAUUUGUCCACGGCGCCCCACCAGCUGCAGUAACCCAGUGUCCUUAGAAAAGAUCUUUCCCCUGACAUUCAGCUCUGUAUUUACAUUCACUUCCUUUGCUGAUCCUUUUGCCAGCAAGGACUUUAUAUUCACUCAUGGCAAUUUUACAGGAUUCAAACCAACAACCUCUAAGAGCUCUCGCUGCCUGCCUUUUCAGUGGAUUUGUUUUAUAUACUGUAAAUGUAUCAACACCGGGAUGUUUUGCGGCUGCUGAAGGGAAAAACCCACAGAGUUCUUCUGAAAUAGGAACAGAGCUCAGUAUAAGUCAGUUUGAAAUGGGAACAUGCAGAUUACUUUCAAAACCUUAUGUUUCAGUAAUAUGUCUUUGGAAAAAAAUGACCAGGUUAUUGUAAUCUAUUUAACUAAAUAAAGGGUUUUUAACCAUUUCUGUAAGCUUCUGCAUGGCUGUUGGUCUAAUAUCCUUUGCAGUGUUAAAAGAGGAGCGUAUAGGUUAGUUAAUUUGUCAUUCUCAGUUUUUAAAAUGGAAUAAAAUUGCAAAGCCUACCUCUAAAUGGGACUGAUCUGCUGUUGUAUUUAUAUGAAUCUGACAAAAUACAUUUUCCAUAAUUAUGUAUUUAUUCAAGGAAUAAUUAAUCUAACCACAGUGAGUGAAUAAAACAUGUUUUGGUUACCCUAAAAACUUGGCUACCCAGAGAUGCUUAGAAUGUAAUGCCUUUUAUUUAUUUAUUAGCUAUAAUUCUCCUUUCCUCCUCUCCCUCAUGUGUUGCCCUUGUCUUGUUUACAGCCUCUAUACUUAAUGUAUAUAUACUGUACUGUGGUCCUGGGGAAUGUUAUUUAAUGCCAAUGUUUGACUGGCAGAUGUGGACCCUUCGCUGACCGAGGUAUCGUGGCAAUGGUGGCGAAGGACAAGAGGAGAUGGUUUCUCAUGAAGUUGCUGUUAAAAGUACUUCAAAGGUCCGGGCAAAACAACACAGAAUGGCCGAUAAACACGGGGAAGUUAUGUUAAGGACAGUAAAGCACAUGUGGUCACGAACUGUUGUGCAGAAUGUAUAACUAGUGUGGCCAAAGUCCAAACUAGUGCAGGAAAGCAGGCUUGAUAUCAAGGACAUCAGAAUAAAUGCUCAAACACUUUUGCUGAACUUGUAAGGCGUAGUCGUCGACUGGUAUACUAUAGUAUACUACUGUAUUGGACAUUCAGGAGGAGUCCAUUCACUUAGUUGGAAAUACGAAUUUUACUUGUGUUUCACUCAUCCUGUAUCCUGAAGCUUGAAUUAAAAGAUUUGUUUUUGUGGGGUCAA
This is a messenger RNA of Paramormyrops kingsleyae, 2435 nucleotides long. NCBI's taxonomy places the organism in Eukaryota, Metazoa, Chordata, Actinopteri, Osteoglossiformes, Mormyridae. The record is from RefSeq and is a predicted model, not a curated record.